Closterium sp. NIES-65 is the source of this 1974-nucleotide messenger RNA. NCBI's taxonomy places the organism in Eukaryota, Viridiplantae, Streptophyta, Zygnematophyceae, Desmidiales, Closteriaceae. The record is from the annotation of a GenBank genome assembly.
AUGCAUGCUGUUGGUCGCCAGCUGGCAGUGCAGAAGGUAUUGGAUGUGCGCUUCCAUCCGAGGGGCCACCCUCAGCUUGUCAUUGGCUGCAACGAGGCCCCGAACGAGUUGCUCCUCUUCGACCUCUCCUCCGGCUCCCACCGCCCCCUGCAAGGCCACGCCUGUCAGAUCCAGGCGGUGGAGUGUGCCAUGGAUGAUCACGCCAUCAUCUUCCCCAUUGCUCUCUUGCCAUGUAUCAUCCAGGCGGUGGAGUACGCCAUGGAUGGUGACGUCAUCCUCUCCUGUGGGGGCUGUACACUCAAGCCCAGCCAUGCAGGCUACAAGCCUACCGUCAAUCAACCGCAUUUCCGAUCCACCUGCCGUGGCAACCAUUCCCUUCAGGUGUGGGACUCCACGUCAGCAUUGCUGCUGCACUCGUGUGGGCCGGGAGUUGCUGCCACCGCCACCGCCACCGCCACUGCCAGUGGGAACCCGUCAAUUGCGUGUCAUCGCGACAAGAUCCGUGCUCUUGCCGUUAACCAGAAGAUGUCAUGCGGCGGGGAUGGCGGCGUGGCUCUCUUUGAUUCACGCAUGCACAAGGCCAUCACUCGCUUCUCACUGGGAGGCAGUUUUGAGGUGAGAGGGAUCAGAGGGGCGAGGGGAAGGGAGGUGAGAGGGGGUGAUGGGGGGUAUAGGGAGGGAUGGCGGUGUGGCUUUCUUUGUUUCGCGCAUGCACAAGGCUGUCUCUCGCUUCUCCCUAGGGAGCAAUUGCGAGGUGACGUCAGCAGUGUUAAGCCCGUGACGUCAGCAGCGUUCAGCCCCUGUGGUCGGUUUUUCCACGCUGCCUGCUCGGCCAACUGCUGCUUCCUCUUCGACUCCCGCUGCCUCCCCUCCUCCUCCUCCUCCGCUGCUGCUCCCCCCUCCUCCUCGUCCGCUCCCCCUUCCUCUUCCUCCUGCCCCUCCCCCUCUCUGCGCGCUCUCUUCUGCCUCUCCCACGGCCCACCCAUGCCGUCAGUGCAGCACUCCGUGCAGCAUGCGGGCUUUGUGGAUUAUGGGGACGAAGGGGUCAAUGAUGCCAGGUGGCUCUCUGCUUCGCCUGGCCUCGUGACUGCCAGUGGCAAUGGCAGUGUGGCUGUGUGGGACGUCUCUUUGGCCGAUCCCCUCACUGCCUUCUCCUUCGCACACACUCGAUCUAUCAACACUGUAAAGCAGUCCACAUGCCUGGCUGACAAGGCUGUUGCUUUGGCGUCCCCCUCCCUGCAUGGCAGGUGGCGGGGCCACCCGGUGACGCCUGCAUUGCCUUUUGAGGCGUCUCAAAAGCCUUUUCUCUGCUCCUCCUCCCCCUCCCUCCAUGACCAGGUGGCAGUGGCACCCGAUGAUGCCUGCAUUGCCACCGAAGGGGAUGAUCAGAAAGUGGUGAGCGCAUUUCUCUCCCCUCUCCUCCUAGGUGUUACCAUCUGUACCUCUCUCCAUUCAACCCUUCCCCCUUCAGGUCCUCCAUCUCUCUCCUUUGACCGCCUCUUCAACCUCGACUCACUGGAAGCUCACACAUCCCCUUGCCUUGUAGCCUUGCUGCAGCAUGCAAAUAACUACGGGCGAAUUAACUCGCCCGGUGAUGACAUCCAUGUAGCCAUGGUGAAGAAUACGCGCAAGGCAGGAACAUCUACUGCCGCCUCCGAUGCGAGCUGUGAUGGGGACGGCGGCGACGAAGAACACGGCGACGACGCCAAGGAGCAUUGGCCGGAGAACGGCCACAACGACAGCGCUUCAGGGGAUGAAAUAGCUCCUGCCAACAUCGACGAGGACGAAUGGUGGAAUCGGCCGGUUGGGAGUGACGACGAAGUGGAAGAGUGGCGGGCUGGUGAUUCAGACAACGACAAGGGUGCUAAUGCUGAUGAUUCCCAGCACUCACGACCAGAAGCUGACGAAGGUGUUGCCAAUGAAGGUGGCUGGAACAGUAACAAGACGGCAGGAACAGUAGCUGGGCAGCAGUAA